AUGCCCUUUCGAGCCGCCUACCGGCAAUAUGAUGCCUCUCAUGACUUUCAUAAGCAGCAAGGUUUCCACGGUGGCCAACCCCAGUUAGCCAUUGUUGAUUCCGACACAGGCGAUUACCACGGGUGGCAUGAGAUGGACUUCACCACACCCCUCAGCUCAUCCAUGACAACCUCAGCUCACACGCAGAAGUACUCGUCCAACAUGGACACGGAUCUGGAGUCCCCGGCGUAUCUACGGCCAUCCCAUCGCCAGAACUCGACCUCCUCUCAUCACCAAUCUCCCACCAUCUCAGGAGACCUGUACACCACCGGGCCCUUCUCCUACUCGCAGCUGUUGAACAUGGAGUCGGAAAUAUCACCCAUGGGUCAGUCCAGCCUCAGCAACUCACGCGGCGACGGUGACUCCAACAUGAUCAACGACGACAACAGUCUUUCGAACGGAACUCUAUCAGGCUCCGACUCUAUCAAUGCCUCUCCGCCGGUUUCCUCGCUGAAUCCCAAUGCUGUCUCACUCUCGUCCAAGUCGGAUGUCACAGAGAGGCUGUGUCCUCUGAUAGCAGGUCAAGUCGACAGCUGCCAACCACAACGGUGUGGCCCGGACGCUCCUUGCAUGAACUUCACGACAUUACCACCCAUCGAAGAAUGCACCUCUGUUCCCUGCAUCACUCAAUCCACAUCUCCCAAUGAGACCAUGAUCACCAGCGACAGCGUGUCUGUCUCAUUACAUCAACGACCUAGUUUGAGCUCGAGGACGAGUACUGCGACCACCGCCGCAUCGCUCCGUCGCUCUUCCACCUCAUCCGCCGAAAACCAGGUUCAGUCCGUACCACUACCUCCACGACGGUCGACAGCAGCAGCGGCCGCUGCACGCCGCCGAGCCCGAAACAGCACAACCACCUCAACUGCCACCACCACAAUAGCCUCUGAUGACGAUGACGAUGACGAUGAAGAAACGACGACCAAGUCUACAGCUCCUUCAAAGGCCGACGCGAAACAACGCGCCAAACAAGCCCAUUCGCUGGUCGAGAAGAAGUAUAGAGAGAACUUGAACGCCAAGAUCGCUCAACUCCACAUCACGCUUCAAUCGUCCCAUUACGGACCAAAGACAGGCGAGGAAGGCGAGAGCGAUACUCCUGUAAGCAUCGUCCAAGCCAGCAAGGUCCGCAAGAGCGACGUGUUGACCGAAGCCAUGAACUACGUCAACCAGACGGAAGUGGAGAUGCGACACAUGGAGAACGAAAUCAAUCGGUUGAGUGAAAGAGUCCGCGUUUUGGAGAAGUUGGUUCGCUGUGAAGACUGCAGUCUGUUGAAGCAGAUGGUCAAUAUGCAAGUUCAAGUUGUCUGA
This is a messenger RNA of Capronia coronata CBS 617.96, 1344 nucleotides long. RefSeq lists its product as uncharacterized. NCBI's taxonomy places the organism in Eukaryota, Fungi, Ascomycota, Eurotiomycetes, Chaetothyriales, Herpotrichiellaceae. The transcript has a single exon. Gene Ontology annotation, molecular function: protein dimerization activity. Bases 1 to 1344 code for a protein of 447 amino acids. The record is from RefSeq and is a predicted model, not a curated record.